This is a messenger RNA of Didymodactylos carnosus, 1485 nucleotides long. The record is from the annotation of a GenBank genome assembly. Lineage: Eukaryota; Metazoa; Rotifera; Eurotatoria; Philodinida; Philodinidae.
UCUUUUGACAAAAGGAUGAAGUCUCUAUCUGUCAGGGAAGCCGAGAUAUUGCAAAAUAAAAAAGGUCUUCAACUUUUGAACAGCACUUUUUAUAUAAAAAUUAACCCGGUCCUGAAAGGGUUAAUUACACCUGUUACUAAUGCUGGUAUUAAUUAUAGAAUGAAAAAUUUAACAGCAGGAAUUGAUAAAAAUAUUCAAGAUCAAAUUGCUACUUUUCAAACAGAAAGAAGAAUUGUAAUUUUUCAAAAUAAAACUGAAAUUCAUAGAAUACCAUGAAUUAAAAAAAAUGGUCUCAAAGAUCCAAACGCUGCACUUAAAGUCAAUCAAAUUAUAGAUGAAUUAAAAGAUGAUGGGGAAGCUGGAUUAGUUCAUUUAGGUGCAUUAAGUGAAGCAGCCGGACGACCAAUAACAGUAUUAGAUGAAAAUGGAAAUGUCAUACGAACUAUUGGUGAAGGUAAAGAUGGUAAAGCAAUUGAAAUUGAAUAUUGUAAACCAAAUGAAAAUAAUUCUCAAGGUCAUUGGACAUUGCCCGGAGGAAAAGAACCAGAAGGAGAUAUUUAUUCAGGAAAAAAUAAUUGUUUAUUUAAUGUUGUUGCAGCACAAACAGGAAAAGAGCCAAAUGAAUUAAGACAAAAUACUAUAGAACAUAUGGAACGUGAUAAAGAUAAUCUUGCAAAUCAAACACAAGAUAUUAAACGAUUAGAAGAAUAUAAAAAACAUAAAUUAACUAUGGGAGGAGCAAAAUAUAUUAAUGGUAAAAUAUUUCUGAAUAAAGAUGAAGUUGAUUCCAUAAUUAAAACUGUAAAUUCCACAUCAUAUGAACGACCAGAUGCCCCAUAUAAAGUAUUUAAUUUGAUUAGUGCAGAAGAUAAUGAUGAAAAAGAUGUUCAAUUAACUAAACAUCAUAUGAUUUCAGAAGAAGAAAUACGAAAAGAUUUUCAAAAAUUUAUUAAAGAAUAUAAAGGUAGUAGAGGGGAUCUUGUAAAAGAAUUUAAUAAUUAUUUAAAUCAUGAAAAUAAUAAAAUUGGAAAAGAUAUAUUUGUUAAAAGUCUUAAAUUAACUAAUAAAAAUUGUGACGUAAAUAAUGAUAAUGGAGAAGUUACUCGACAUUUUUUAAAAGCAGUAUCAUGGCAUUCAAAUAAUAUCAAAAUUGGACCAACAGGAAGUAUAAGAUCAGAUGAUCCUACAGAUUCAAAAGAUAAUAAAUAUAAAAUUGAUACGAAAUUAGCAGUAGAUGAAAAAACAAAAGAAACAUUAAAUAAAUAUGAAAAAGAUAAAAAUGAAAAUAAAUCAAUUAAUAUUUUACGUGUACAAAAUAGUUUAUCAAAUAAUUCUGAACAGUAUGGUUGGUCAGAAAAUAAAUUUACACAACGUUAUCAAGUUGAUAAAACAAGAACAAUUGGUGUAAAUACAAAAUAUUUUAGAAAAGGUGAUAGUGAUUACAGAAAAGUAAAUAUUCAAACUGGUAAAUUUGUUAAAAAAUAA